Molecule: messenger RNA, 4073 nt
Organism: Leucoraja erinaceus (little skate)
Lineage: Eukaryota; Metazoa; Chordata; Chondrichthyes; Rajiformes; Rajidae
Gene: tom1l2b
Product: target of myb1 like 2 membrane trafficking protein
Exons: 14
Coding region: 1-1884 (627 amino acids)
Biological process (GO): signal transduction
Cellular component (GO): endosome; membrane
Molecular function (GO): ubiquitin binding; phosphatidylinositol binding; clathrin binding
Source: RefSeq, a predicted model, not a curated record
AUGAGAAGCCGGGCCACAAGUGCGGCAAAUCGGAAAAAGCACGGGGCGGCACAUCGAUACAGAGGAAAUGGCCAAACCCCGGCAAGUCCCCUUCGUCACCAAGGCCGCGCCACAACACUCACCAUCACGUGCUUAGCCGACACCUUAGGACAAGUUAAACCGAGCCAUUACCUACAGACCGUCGUAUCUGGUAGAAGGUUAGAGGAGUCGGGAGCAACCGAGAAACCCCGAGCACUUGGAAACCGCCGGACCAACCUGUGGGCUCGGGCACUUCAGGCAACCAGCAACGUCGAUCAUAUGCGCCGGCAACGUACACCGCGGGGCGUUUAUACAGGUUUUCACACAGGCGACCAAUCUUGUUUCUGUAGUACAGACACCCGGCCCAGCAUUGAUCAUUGGCGGGUGCCAGCACGACUAGGGCCUGUCCCAGUGCUGGGAUGGAAACUAAACCUCACCAUCGAACUGCGGCUUGGACCGAUCUUCAGGGACCAGAGGAUUUUGGAGACCUGUGUUAAGAACUGUGGUCAUCGUUUCCAUGUUCUCGUAGCUAGCCGGGACUUCAUUGAUGGCAUUUUGGUCAAAAUUGUCUUACCCAAGAAUAAUCCGCCAGCUAUUGUACAGGAUAAAGUGCUUGGACUGAUACAGGCUUGGGCAGAUGCUUUCAGAAGCAGUCCAGAUCUGACUGGCGUUGUUCAUAUUUAUGAAGAAUUGAAGAGAAAAGGGAUGGAAUUCCCUAUGGCAGAAUUGGAUGCACUAUCUCCAAUACACACACCUGGGAGAUGUGUUCCUGAGGUUGAUCCUGCAACGAACAAACCAAUACCUCCAUCCCUGCAAAAAAACAUUUCAACAAUGAGCUUUCCAUCAGCACCAAACACACUGACUGGUUAUUCAGUCCCUCAAAGCCUUUCAUCUAGCCCAAUCACUGUGAAUGUUGAGCAGCUUACCAGGUUGCGCAGUGAGCUGGAGGUUGUCCGUGGAAAUACAAAAGUGAUGUCUGAGAUGUUGACAGAAACAGUCUCUGGGGAGGAAAAUCAAUCCGAUUUGGAGUUGCUGCAGGAACUAAAUCGUACCUGCCGAGCAAUGCAACAAAGAGUUGUUGAACUUCUUUCCAACGUAACCAAUGAAGAAAUCACAGAGGAACUUUUGCAUGUCAAUGAUGAUCUUAAUAAUGUUUUCCUUCGGUAUGAAAGAUUUGAACGAUGCAGAACAGGAUGUGGAAUUCCAGACACAGAUGAUAGUGUCAUGAAUGAGGUUACAGAUACGGAUAAUCUGAUAGAUUUGGGUCCAGGGUCCCCUGCGGUUGUCAGCCCCAUGGUCGGAAAUAUGGCUGCUCCCAGUCUGUCCACGCAGCUUGCGGGUCUAGACCUGGGUACAGAUAGUGUAAGUGGAACCUUGAGCUCUUUGCCCAAUUGCCAUCCGGACACUCAUGAUUCUGCUAAUUUUGAAAUGUUUGCACAAACCAGAAGCGGUUCCCUAACCGAUCAGCAUCAAAAUGUAAUAAACACAGACUCGCAGUCAGUUGGAGGAUUGGCAACUGCCCUUGACGCUCGGGAAAAUAAUAAGACAGAAGAGCUGAACGUUAGAGUUGACAAUCCAGCCAUCGAGCCUAUAGACAAGUGGCUCAUGACACAAGGACUGAUUCCUGUUUCACAGUCACUCAUGGAAGACGUUGAAGAAUGGCUCGGCACUGAUAUGAAGGGAGAUGAUGCGGAAGAAGGGGUUACAAAUGAAGAAUUUGACAAAUUUUUGGAAGAAAGAGCAAAAGCAGCAGAGAGACUCCCAAAUCUGUCAUCGUCUCCUUCAAGCAACUCUGCUCCUUCAGCAGUGCAAGCUGCAAGCAUGAAGAAGCCGGACCGAUCCAAGGAUGCCCUCUUUGCUCUGUAAAUAACUGUUUUUCUUGAGUGUACCACGUGUGUGGUUCAUCUGUUAUUUGGCAAGAUGCUGUGGUUAUGGUUCCUUAAAACAUAGUUGGUGAUGCACUGAAUUACUUUGCGCAUUUCCUUCAAUGCUCCUCCCUCCCAAAACUGCCUUUGUUGCUGUGGUUGUUAGCUAAAAUCUGACAAAGUAUGUUUUCAAAUCACUAUAUUUGUAAAUGCUGCCACAGAAUUGAGUAUUAUUCAUAUAUACAGUUAGAUGUUUAAAUGUACCAUGACCCAAAUAGUUUGACCCCAAAGGACAUACUUCUGAUUAAACUGUAUCUUGCCAAAGGCUAUUUGUGGGAAAAGAAAUAGACCAUUUUGGCAUUACUGUGUGGUGUUUAGUUGUUCUUAAAGCACUAACAUUUUAACCAGUAUUUUUUGAAAAAAUAAUUUUUUAUCUCAGUAAACUAUUUCCUCUAACUAGAGUUCAAAACUGUUGGCUCAGAGCACCUUGUACUGAUUAACAGAUAUCAUAGAAGUUGUCAAUGUUAUAAGGGACAUUAGAAAACAUCAGUUUUUUUCUAAUCUAUACCUUAGAGCAUUUAACUAAUUAUAUAAAAGUAUAACACUAAGUAAUGUAUUGUGGCUAGAACUGCACUAGAAAAUAUACCAUUAAAUGCUGAAGAAACUGUUGUUAAGAUACUGACUGUUGUGCAAGUAGCCACUUGUGCUUUGUAUGAUGCAGUGGUAAAUAGUAAUUUCUCAUAUGUAUGCGCGCUAGGGUCUCCUUUACUUUAAACCCUGGUGACAGCUUUGUGGGCAGUGCUAUUGGUUUUAUCUCAACAGAAUGUUUAUACCACCCAGUGUCAAUGUGAUAUUGCAGGAAACCUGGUGGCAAAUGUACAGUCUUUUGGAGGGGAUAACCAUUUUUACAGGAUGUUGGCACUGCAAAAUCAUCUGUUUCCUGAAGUCACGUCUAUGUAAAUAUCCAUGCUUGCUUCAGAUUUGAAUGAUAAGUGAGGUCUAUAUAGAAAUUAUAACAUUUGCAUUUUCAAUUUUAGAAGGUUAUUGAAAGAAAAAGGAAAGCUGCAUUGUUUUUGUAUAUCCCUUUUGCAGUGCCUCACAGUUACGUUUCAAAUUUCUCUUCACUGUUUCCCACAAGGUGCUCUCUUUUUUGCUUCUUUUAAAAGCUGGAAUGUCUGUGUAUUUAUUUGCAUUCAUCCCUUUGGUACCAGAAUCAAACCUAUGCACAAUUUUGUUCAAUUUAAAUUAUUUAAAUAUUUUAGCAUACAUUUGUGCCUUCAAAGAAUUGGCCACAUAGUAACCAUCAUGGUAGUAAGUACAGUGAUGUUAGAGUAGUAGAACUCUAGUAGAACUACAGUCGUUUCAAAUGUGGCCACAGUAGAUUUACAUUUUCACAUUCUCUCAGAUUUAUCUUGCCUUUUUGAUCCACCUUUUUCACCAUUAAGAGUAGCUAAGAAAAGGGAUUGUGUAAUGCUGAAAACUUGGAUAUAUAUCAUUAUUAUCUUUUAUGAUCGAAGUAAAAAUUAACAAUAAAUCUUUUCCACAUGACCUAUUGAAAAUCUUAGAAAACACAGUAUUGCAUUUAAUUUUCUCGUUCCCAAACUUGGCGUUUGUUUCAGCAGAGAUGUUUUUGAACUGAAUACAAAUAAUUGGUCGUUAUUUGUGGGAACAAGUUGAGCUCACUAAGUAAGAUAUUCACGAGUUAAUGUAACACUGGAAUGUUUAUUUUCCAGCUAUGUUGGUAGCAGUGACCUUCACUUUAAGAGGGACAGGUGCCUACAGCUAGAUCAUCUUAGUUCUCAGCUCAGAAAUCCACUUUCACUCCUCCCUUGUGACCCCCCCCCCCUUAAAAUCAACCAUGUUAUUUCAUUUAAUGUCCUUUGACUUGGUGUUUGUUUGAGCAUCUUUGGGUAUUUUCCCACAUUAAAAUAUAUAAAUGCAAGUUAGUGAACAGUCUUAAUUAUGAACAGUGCACUAACAGUAAAUUUAUUCUCAGAUAAAUCCAUGACAUUUUUAUUGUGUGUUCAUAUUGAAUAAGUCUUGGAACUAUUUUCAAUUCUAACUCUUGCCUGCACUUUCUCCAUAGAUCUUUUCCAGUUCUGUAGGAGAAUAUGGUUUGUGUAGUUAAAUAAUUCAUCUGUGCAAUAUAUGUUAAUACACACAGCCCUUGGUGUUGGGGUGGUGGGGGGG